Molecule: messenger RNA, 1032 nt
Organism: Mesitornis unicolor (brown roatelo)
Lineage: Eukaryota; Metazoa; Chordata; Aves; Mesitornithiformes; Mesitornithidae
Product: TBC1 domain family member 5-like
Exons: 10
Coding region: 1-1032 (343 amino acids)
Biological process (GO): activation of GTPase activity
Molecular function (GO): GTPase activator activity
Source: RefSeq, a predicted model, not a curated record
AUGUUCAUUCCUUUUGCUUUUGCAUGCAGUAAAGAAUGGGAAGAACUAUUUGUAAACAACAAUUACUUGGCAACUAUACGGCUGAAGGGGAUUAAUGGGCAGCUGAGAAGCAGCAGGUUCCGUAGUGUUUGCUGGAAGUUAUUUCUGGAGGUUCUACCCCAAGACAGAAGUCAAUGGAUUAAAACCACUUCAGACUUGAGAACUUCUUACAAUAAGAUAAAAGAAAUUCACAUUACAAACCCUCGUAAGGCAGGACAGCAAGAUCUGAUAAUCAACAACCCACUGUCUCAGGACGAGGGGAGUCUUUGGAAUAAAUUUUUCCAGGAUAAAGAGCUUCGAGCAAUGAUUGAACAAGAUGUGACAAGAACCUUUCCUGAAAUGCAGUAUUUCCAGCAAGAGAAUGUGAGGAAAAUUCUUACAGAUGUUCUGUUCUGCUACGCCAGAGAAAAUGAACAGUUGCUUUAUAAACAGGGAAUGCAUGAACUUCUAGCUCCCAUUGUCUUUAUCCUGCAUUGUGACCACCAAGCUUUUUCGCAUGCCAGUGAAGCUGCACAACCCAGUGAGGAAAUGAAAGUUCUUUUGAAUCCUGAAUAUCUGGAACAUGAUGCCUAUGCAAUGUUCACACGUCUUAUGAAAACUGCAGAACAUUGGUUUUCAACUUUCGAACAUGACAGUCAGAAGGAGAAAGAUGUGAUGAUUACACCUAUGCCAUUUGCAAGGCCACAGGACUUAGGCCCUUCUAUUGCUAUUGUAGCAAAGGUAAACCAAAUUCAGGAUCAUCUGCUGAAGAAACACGAUAUUGAGCUGUACAUGCAUCUGAACCGACUGGAAAUUGCUCCACAAAUUUAUGGACUGCGAUGGGUAAGGCUCCUGUUUGGACGUGAAUUCCCACUUCAGGACCUUCUGGUUGUCUGGGAUGCUCUAUUUGCUGACAGUAUCACCCUGAAUUUAGUCGACUACAUUUUUGUAGCCAUGUUGUUGUAUAUUAGAGAUGCCUGUAAGUAUCAACUAUCUUACUACCUUUCAAAAUAA